GGACAACUGAUUUCUUCAAGUGCCCUUUUUUCCCUUUGUUUGAAUGUGGAUAGGACUGAUGACUGAUAGGAAUGGACCAGGACGUCAGUAGCCAAAACUAUUGCUGCUAGCUAAUACACCAACUGUUUAGACAUGGAGGAGACGGUGCGAACGCUACUACAGAACCAGGACUCACUGGAAGGGCCCAAGGUGGACCCACUGGACCUUAUGAAAGCAUACAAGGACAAACUCCUGGAGGAAAUGUGGAAGCAACAGGACAGUCUGGAGGGUCCCAUGUCUGCCACACCAACAGCAGAGAUGUCCACCUCACCCGAGGCCGGUGGUGGCGACGGCGCAUCAGAGGACAAUUCAAAGGACAGCAAUCCCCUGUUGGAGCGGCUCAGAGCGCUCGAGGCGGAAAACUCUGCUCUGUCGAUGGAAAACGACAACCAGAGGAAGCAGUACGAACGCUGUUUGGAUGAGGUGGCUAAUCAGGUGGUCCAGGCUCUUCUCACGCAAAAGGACCUCAAAGAGGAGUGUGUGAAGCUGCGGACCCGUGUGUUUGACUUGGAGCAACAAAACCGCAUACUGAGCGUGCUGUUUCAACAACGUGUCAAAAUGUCCACGACUCCCGUCUCCCAGGAGGUCCAAAGGAAUGGAAAAGCAGGAAUUCCUGCAGGACGGUGGCCCAGCCUGCUGAGUCUAACGUGUCCACGCAGCAGCGGCAGCGGCAGUGGCAGUGAGCUUUCACUCUCCAGCGCUUGCAGUGAAUAUUCCAGUGGGUCCCACACUUGGGCAGAGGGACGUGGCUACUCAAAGCAGUGUGCCUCAAGCCGAGACAAAAGGAUGAGUACUGGUUCAGUAUCCAGCAAUCACUCAGCUGCUCUGGAGCACACAGACCUGGGAUGGAAGGAAGGUCACAUUUUGAAAGGCCUCAAACGUCUUCAAAUGUCCAACUCCAAGGGGACUUCCUCCCUUCCAUCUGUACCACACUGCAAAGACUGUAUGACUUCAAACGAGGGUAUAUAUUCACUUGGUGUCAAGUUUGCCCAGCAAGGGACUACAGCCAAGCAAGUAGCCCCUACAAGUAAACCUUUCAAGGCAGAAGCAAGGAUUUCCAUUGUAGACUCUGAUGAUGCGGAUGACGAAUCGCCUAAAGUACCAAACAGUGAAUCCAGUGACCUGCCAGCAAAAGAACUUCUAAGCUUGGACAAGGUGGAGGUCACUCAGGAAUUUGAAGUAGAUCCUGUGAAACUUUCAGGGAACUCUGGGCCCCACAGUUAA
Oreochromis aureus is the source of this 1263-nucleotide messenger RNA. Its product is annotated as nck-associated protein 5-like. The record is from RefSeq and is a predicted model, not a curated record. Gene Ontology annotation, biological process: microtubule bundle formation; microtubule depolymerization. The transcript has 9 exons. The coding region runs from base 133 to 1263 and encodes 376 amino acids. Lineage: Eukaryota; Metazoa; Chordata; Actinopteri; Cichliformes; Cichlidae. Gene Ontology annotation, cellular component: microtubule plus-end.